AUGGAAAACCUGGACCGCAUAGAGCCAGAAAUCGACGAUUUGAGACGGCUACGCAAGCACAUGUCUACAUACCGCCAGCUCCAACUUCAACAGACUGCCCUAACGGACAAAACUGAAGCCGUUGCCGCCGCCACACGCAUUACAAUCUCUGAAGAGCUCAACAAGCUGCCCGAUAUUCAGGACCGAGCUAUGAAAUGCUGGGAACACCUUUUCCACCUGCCUUUCAAAGCUGAAACUCCGCGUUCUCCCUCCCAAGCUGAAACCCCGCAAGACGAUGAAGAUCAAGAUGAGAUAGCCUCAGUUAUCAAGGAGAAGUCACCACAAACCUCAGCGGAAACUUCUAGAUUGCUCAAAACUAUCAAAUUACAGUUCCAUAAUAAUCAGGACUCAGCAAGCAUGAAAUUACUUAUUGGCAAUGUACUACGAGAAUCAGAAUGGAGACGAUUCAAGUAA
Molecule: messenger RNA, 453 nt
Organism: Penicillium psychrosexuale
Lineage: Eukaryota; Fungi; Ascomycota; Eurotiomycetes; Eurotiales; Aspergillaceae
Exons: 1
Coding region: 1-453 (150 amino acids)
Source: RefSeq, a predicted model, not a curated record